UCAAAUAUACCAUCAUUUAAAAAAAUAAAGCUGGGCAAAAAGAGAAAGCAAGUUGAUCAUGUGCAUUCAAUCCUAUUCUUACGUGGAAUGUUCAAAAUUUCAGCUUGCAUUUCUUUACAGUGCCAUAAAUAGUGCCGGCGCAUGAUUACAAUAUCCCUCCCCACUGACCACCCCCUUGUGAACCAUGCCCACCAAUGGCGCUGUCAACUAAACGUCAAAACAGUUCCGUGGUCGUUGCGAUGUUAAAAAGUGCAAACGAAGAGCAAUGACUCAAAAUACAUGUGCAUAAUACCAAGAGAAAAGAAACGCAUAAAUCGCAUCAAUUCGCAUAUACAAACAUAUGUAAUAAGGAAAUAUGGCCGACAAGUCAACGGAGCCAACAACACCCGCAUCAUCACCUACCGAGGAGGGUUUGGUUACAGCUGCUGCGAACCGUGUUGUUGUUACAGACGAGGCAGCUCCAAGCAGCGGUGGCUACGGCAGCAGUAGCAAUAACAACAGCACACAUGUUAAGGUUUUAAUAAUCGGCGCUGGAAUGGCAGGUUUAUCUGCUGCCAAUCAUCUGUUGCAAAAUGGUUGCGAUGAUUUUCUCAUUGUGGAGGCGCGCGGUCGGGUGGGAGGACGAAUCGUGUCCAUACCGCUUGACAAUAAUCAAAAGGUGGAGCUUGGCGCCAAUUGGAUACACGGCGUGCUGGGUAAUCCAAUCUUCGAAAUAGCUGUGCAACACGGUCUAGUCAGCGUUGUAAACAUACCAAAGCCGCACAAGGUGGUGGCCACCACAGAGGAUGGUCAUCAGGUUCCUUUCAGCAUACUGCAGGAAAUCUACGAGGCGUACGUCUGUUUCCUACGCCGUUGUGAUGAGUAUUUCCUCUGCCAGUACAGCCCGCCUCCUGACAUCAACAGCGUUGGGGAACACAUAAAUUACGAAAUUGAGAUCUACUUGAGCUCUGUGCAGGAUCCGAAGGAGAAGCGUCUGAAGCAGUUAAUAUUCAAUUGCCUGCUCAAACGCGAAACUUGCAUCACCGGCUGUCACAAUAUGAAUGAGGUCGAUCUUCUUGAACUAGGAAGCUACACAGAACUCCAAGGUGGUAAUAUUGUUCUGCCAGCGGGCUAUAGCUCAAUAUUGCGACCACUAAGCGCACAGAUACCUAAGGGAUCCAUAUUGACCAAGUGUCCGGUGAAGAAGAUACACUGGAAGCGAAAAAAAACAUUUACCGGCUUGGAGACCGUUGAUGAACACUCGGAGAACGAGGACUCCGACGAUUCCGAGAAGACAGUGACAGAGGUACCAACAGGUGCAACCCAACGUGGUGCCUCUGUCGAGUCAAACGCCAGCAGCAGCAAUUGUGAUUAUGUGCCCGAAGGUGCUGUUCGGGUCGAUUGCGAGAACGGGCAGAUUUUCCAUGCUGGUCAUGUGAUAUGCACCAUACCCCUGGGUGUGCUAAAGCACACGCACAAGACGCUCUUUGAUCCGGAACUGCCACAUUACAAACAGGAAUCCAUUGAGAAUCUCAUGUUUGGCACUGUGGACAAAAUUAUUCUUGUGUACGAGCGUCCAUUUCUCAGCGCCGACAUCUCGGAAGUGAUGCUUCUGUGGGACGAUGAAAAGCAAGAGGCGGCCAGCGAAGAAGAACGAGCCACAGAGGCGUACCUUAGCAAGAACUGGUUCAAGAAGAUCUACUCAUUUGCCAAGAUCAAUGACACCCUACUCCUUGGCUGGGUGUCUGGUCGCGAGGCAGAGUAUAUGGAGACAUUGCCCCAUGAACAAGUAGGCGAGAAGUGCACGGAACUCUUGCGUGAUUUCCUACAAGAUCCUUAUGUGCCUAAGCCUAAAUUAUGUGUGUGCACCAGUUGGAAAAGUCAAACUUAUACGGGAGGCGCCUAUACCUCGAUACCUGUGGGUGCCACACAGGAGGACAUCGAGAAUUUAGCGCAACCCCUUUACGCCACACCACAGGCAAUGAAGCCAGCAAUCGUAUUUGCCGGCGAACAUACGCAUUCCAGUUUUUACUCCACUGUACAUGGCGCUUAUUUGAGCGGACGGACAGCGGCACAGUAUUUACUGGCAAAUGACGAACCAGAUGAGAUUAUCAUGGAAUCUGAUGGCAGUGAUUUAAGCGCCUGGAUGCAGGGUAUCGCCCUGGACUAAGCCGAUAAACCAUGACUAUUUAUUAUUUAUGUAUUAUAUACUUAUUUAUGUCUAUUUCACACUUUUAACUUUAUUUAAGGACUAAUUAUUAUUUAUCGCUUUGUUUUUAGCUAGUUAUAGAUAAUAUCAAUUGUUUGAUGUGCAUUUGUUUUGAUAAUAUAAUACUUUCGUUGUUGCUUUUACGUAUCUUCUAUUAAAUCACGUUGUUGGUCGGAAAUUGCAGAUCGAGCAGAUUAGUAAUUUCAGUGCUCAACGGCUUUCACUGUAACACUUAAUAUUACCCAAGAUGUGCACAAAAUAAAUUUGUUAAGAAGAUAGUUUACUAAGAAAUAUGUACACCUAUUUUUAUAAAUUCAUAUAAAUUGUAGUCGAAAAUAUAAAUUGGUUGAAGUUACAGGAUGAAACGAUUCUUGUUGGAGGUUAUCCAAACAAAAAAAAAAAAUGGUACGAUAACCAAAAAUGCAACAAAGUGUAAAUUUAAAUGUAACUAUGUAUUGUUAAUGUUAACUAUUUUGCUAACUACAUUAUGCAUUAGUUAAAUCUUUAAGACAAGUAAACAAAGCAAACAAAAAAUGAUAUUAUAUAUAGCAUUCAAAAUAGAUCUACAUACAUAGAUAUUUAUUUUUAAUUUAUAAAACAAGUUAUUAUUUUUUAAACUUGUGCGCAUAAUGAGAAUAAAUGGACACGCUAAACU
Molecule: messenger RNA, 2843 nt
Organism: Drosophila nasuta
Lineage: Eukaryota; Metazoa; Arthropoda; Insecta; Diptera; Drosophilidae
Product: peroxisomal N(1)-acetyl-spermine/spermidine oxidase
Exons: 5
Coding region: 356-2149 (597 amino acids)
Molecular function (GO): polyamine oxidase activity
Source: RefSeq, a predicted model, not a curated record